Molecule: messenger RNA, 1137 nt
Organism: Ascoidea rubescens DSM 1968
Lineage: Eukaryota; Fungi; Ascomycota; Saccharomycetes; Ascoideales; Ascoideaceae
Product: zinc-binding alcohol dehydrogenase family protein
Exons: 1
Coding region: 1-1137 (378 amino acids)
Molecular function (GO): oxidoreductase activity, acting on NAD(P)H
Source: RefSeq, a predicted model, not a curated record
AUGAGUUUACCCAAUUCGCUUUACAGAGCUGUUAUUCUUGACAGAAACAGAAAGCUCAAUGUCGAAAUCGCUAAUAUUCCAAUUCAUGAUGACAAUCAGCUUCUCAUAAGAGUUGUUGCAGCUGCUUUAAAUCCCACUGAUUGGAAACAUGUCAAGCUUGGUUGGGGCCCUAAUAAUGCAGUAGCCGGUUCUGAUUGCUCUGGAGUCGUUGUUAAAGUGGGAGAGAAUUUAAAAGAUAUUUACAGAGUUGGUGACCAAGUCUCUUCGACUCUCCAUGGGCUAAGCAGAGAUACACCAGAUAAUGGAGCCUUUGCUGACUACUGCGUGGUCGAUCCAGAGUUCACAAUCAAGUACAAACAGACAUUGAGUCUCUUAAGCAAGAGCUCGGAUUGUGUGGGUGAUAUCGACACCUUUGAAGCUGCUGCCUCGAUUACUUUAUCUCUUGUUACUGUUGGACAAAGUUUGUUUCAUUUUUUAAAGGGAUCAUUUGAGGAAAAGACAUUGAAGGAUGAUGAGUACUAUUUAGUAUGGGGUGGUGCUACAUCCUUUGGACAAAUUGCUAUUCAAUUUGCUAAACAUGUAUUUCAAUGGAAUGUAGUUGCAGUUGCGUCGAAGAAAAACGAAGCGUUAUUGAAAGAAUUGGGUGCCGAUAUUGUUAUUGAUUAUCAUGACGCUGAUGCUGUUGAACAAAUCAAGGCAAAGACUAACGACAAAGUUAUUAUUGCAACCGAUGCAAUUGCUAAUUCACAUACUAUUCAAUUUACUCACGAUGCCACUUCAAACGAUGAAACCGUUGAAAGGAUCAUUAUUGAUAAUUUGAAUUUAUUGGGAGAAGAGAAGAUUAAAAAUUUAAAAAAAAAUGUCCAAGUAACUAAAACAUUAAUGUAUCCACUUAAUGGGAAACCAGUUCAAUUGACCGAAGAUAUUCUUAUUGAAUCAGAUGCAUCGUCAGUUGAAGAUAAUAAGAUUUUUAUGAAAUUUGCACAAGAUUACAUUAACCAAGGGAAACUAAAACAUGGGCCAUUAAAAUUGUUGCCCAAAGGGUUAGGUUCAGUCAGUGAGGGACUUGAUUUAUUGCAAGAAAAAAAAAUCAGUUGUCAAAAGUUGGUGCUUAAAAUUUCAGACACUGUACCUUAG